UCCGCCGCCACCUCUUCUUUUUUUUGUUCUGUACAGUACAACGUUGUCUACUACUUCUCAUUUCCAGCAUCGAUGACCUCCUCCUCCCUCAACACCGAAAACUACCCGGUCUUCCGCGAGUGCCUGUCCACGGCUAUCGUGGAGAAAUUCUCCACCCCCGCGCAGCCCAAGAAAGCUCGUCGCACACGCGGCGCCGUGUCGCAGCGCCAGAAGACGCGCAAGGAGACUUUGGGGACUUCCACUGCUGCAGCAGAAGCUGCUGCUGACGCCUCGCAAUCUCUUCCUGACCGUGCGAGUCCGGAGGAAUUAGCUGAGUUUAUUGAUUUCCUCGCAACCGAAACCUUCCCCGCCCUGCCCCCCUCCAUCCAAACCCUAACCUACACUCCUCCACCAACAUCAUCAACAACAUCAACAUCAACAACAACAACAACCACCACCCCCUCCCCCUCGGAAACCGACCCCCAAACCCUCGCCUCAACCCUCUGCACCACCACCCUCCCCUCCACCGUCCACGACACCCUAACCACCUACGCCAUCCUCGCCGACCAACCAGAAGAAAAUGAAGAAGCCCUAACCACCUUCUUCACCCCGAUCCUCGCCGAAUACCUCGCCGCCGUGACGCGCCCGCCCCCCGUCUGGGCGACGACCCGCACCGACAGCUGCGAGAUCUGCGGCCGCGACUGGAUCCCGCUCAGCUACCACCAUCUCAUCCCACGCAGCGUGCACGCCAAGGUGACCAAGAAGGGGUGGCACCCGGAGUGGAUGCUCAAUAGUGUCGCGUGGCUGUGUCGCGCGUGCCACAGCUUUGUGCAUCGGAUGGCGAGCAACGAGGAGCUGGCGAGGGAGUGGUUCACUGUGGAGCGGAUCUGUGAGCGUGAGGAUGUGAGGGUUUGGGCGGGCUGGGUGGGGAGGGUGCGGUGGAAGAGUCGAUAGUUUUUUCUGGGGGGAGGUCACGCACUAUAUACAGUACACAUGUGGACAACCUCGGACUUGAUCGUGAGGUGAGUUGAGGUAUGCAAAAGUUGUGUUGUCUAUGUGGUAUCCGGAUAUUUAGACUAAUAUACAAGAAUCAACCGGGCCCCCCUUGUUCUCGCAUUAGACAUGCUUUGCGGUAAACAAACCCCCAAAUACAAUCGAAUCCGUGAUAGUACAGAAUAGGCAGAUCGUAAAAUACAGCCCCCCCCCC
This is a messenger RNA of Aspergillus aculeatus ATCC 16872, 1186 nucleotides long. Its product is annotated as HNH endonuclease. The coding region runs from base 73 to 933 and encodes 286 amino acids. Lineage: Eukaryota; Fungi; Ascomycota; Eurotiomycetes; Eurotiales; Aspergillaceae. The transcript has 3 exons. The record is from RefSeq and is a predicted model, not a curated record.